This is a messenger RNA of Lepidothrix coronata (blue-crowned manakin), 2368 nucleotides long. RefSeq names its product lanosterol synthase (2,3-oxidosqualene-lanosterol cyclase) (gene LSS). The transcript is spliced from 21 exons. The record is from RefSeq and is a predicted model, not a curated record. Lineage: Eukaryota; Metazoa; Chordata; Aves; Passeriformes; Pipridae. Gene Ontology annotation, molecular function: lanosterol synthase activity. Gene Ontology annotation, cellular component: lipid droplet. Gene Ontology annotation, biological process: cholesterol biosynthetic process; triterpenoid biosynthetic process. Bases 239 to 2257 code for a protein of 672 amino acids.
UCGGCGGCGGGGCGGCCCUCGGCGCUCGGCGGCGGCCACGGAGCUGCCGGCCUGGCGGCUGCGCUGCGAAGGUGGGCGGCAGCGCUGGCGCUACCUGGGGGAUGGCGAUGGCGAUGGCGAUGUCGGAGAGCCGCGGGCGCAGACGGCGCUGGAGCAGCACAGCCUCGGGCUGGACACGGGCGCGGCGCUGCGGGCGCUGCCGGCGGCCGACUCGGCCCGGGAGGCGGCCCGCAAGGGGAUGCGGUUCUACGCGGCCCUGCAGGCCGAGGAUGGGCACUGGGCGGGCGACUACGGCGGGCCGCUGUUCCUGCUGCCAGGUCUCCUCAUCACCUGCCACACGGCCAAAAUCCAGCUGCCGGAGGGGUUCCGGAAGGAGAUGAUACGUUACCUGCGCUCUGUGCAGCUCCCGGACGGAGGCUGGGGCUUGCAUGUGGAAGACAAAUCAACGGUGUUUGGCACAGCACUCAACUACGUAGCGCUGAGGAUCUUGGGGCUCGGACCGGAUGACCCUGACAUCGUGCGGGCCCGUGUCAACCUGCACAGCAAAGGAGGUGCUGUGGGAAUCCCUUCCUGGGGCAAGUUCUGGCUGGCUGUCUUGAACGUUUACAGCUGGGAGGGAAUGAACACGCUUCUCCCAGAGAUGUGGCUGCUUCCCACGUGGUUCCCAGCCCACCCAUCCCGGCUCUGGUGUCACUGCCGCCAGGUUUACCUUCCCAUGAGCUACUGUUACGCCAAGCGUUUGUCAGCAGAAGAGGAUGAGCUCAUACGGAGCCUGCGGCAGGAGCUGUACGUGCAGGACUAUGCCAGCAUAGACUGGCCAGCGCAGAGGAACAACGUGGCUGCCUGUGACGUGUACACCCCGCACAGCUGGCUGCUGGGCGCUGCCUAUGCCAUCAUGAACAUGUAUGAAGCCCACCACAGCACUCACCUGCGGCAGCGAGCCAUCACAGAGCUCUACGACCACAUCAAAGCUGAUGAUAGAUUCACCAAGUGCAUCAGCAUCGGGCCAAUUUCCAAGACGAUCAACAUGCUAGUUCGCUGGUUUGUGGAUGGGAAGAACUCCCCAGCUUUUCAGGAGCAUGUUUCCAGGAUCCCGGACUAUCUCUGGCUGGGCCUUGACGGCAUGAAGAUGCAGGGCACAAAUGGAUCCCAGCUCUGGGAUACUGCCUUUGCCAUCCAAGCCUUCUUGGAGGCAGAAGCUCAGGAGAUGCCUGAAUUCACAUCCUGCCUCCAGAACGCCCAUGAGUUCCUCAGGUUCUCCCAGAUCCCGGAGAACCCACCUGACUACCAGAAAUACUAUCGCCAUAUGAACAAGGGUGGCUUCCCCUUCAGCACGCGGGACUGUGGCUGGAUUGUGGCAGACUGCACAGCAGAGGGGCUGAAGGCGGUCAUGCUGCUGCAGGAGAAGUGUCCCUUCAUAGCUAAUCUCGUGCCCCCCGAGCGCCUCUUUGAUGCUGUGAAUGUGUUGCUGAGCAUGAGGAACUCGGAUGGAGGCUUUGCCACGUAUGAAACCAAGCGAGGAGGCCACUUACUGGAGAUGCUGAACCCCUCGGAGGUGUUUGGUGACAUCAUGAUCGACUACACGUACGUGGAGUGCACGUCGGCUGUCAUGCAGGCACUGAGACACUUCCAGAGCGAGUUCCCUGAGCACCGAGCCCUGGAGAUCAGGGAGACUCUGCAGAAGGGCCUGGAUUUCUGUCGCAAGAAGCAGCGAGCGGAUGGGUCCUGGGAAGGGAGCUGGGGGGUUUGCUUCACCUACGGCACCUGGUUCGGUCUGGAGGCGUUUGCCUGCAUGCAACACACAUACCGUGAUGGGGCUGCGUGCCGAGAGGUGGCCCAGGCCUGCCAGUUCCUCCUCUCCAAGCAGAUGGCAGAUGGCGGGUGGGGAGAGGAUUUUGAGUCCUGCGAGCAGCGCACGUAUGUUCAGAGUGCUGAAUCACAGAUCCACAACACCUGCUGGGCCCUGCUGGGGCUCAUGGCUGUCAGGUACCCUGACAUCGACGUGCUGGAAAGAGGCAUUAAAGUGUUGAUUGAUAAGCAGCUGCCCAAUGGGGACUGGCCUCAGGAGAACAUUGCCGGGGUGUUCAACAAGUCGUGUGCCAUCAGUUACACUGCGUACCGCAACGUCUUCCCCAUCUGGGCGCUGGGCCGGUUCUGCCGCCUGCACCCCGACAGCCCCCUGGCUGGGCAGCUGCGAGCUGGGCUGGGGCCCUGGGGAGGGGCAGGGCAGGCUGUGCAGGAAACCAUGUCUGCCUGAACCUGGGCCACUGGGGCUGCCAGGGCCUUGGACUUGGCUUGGGUACCGGCGGCUGUGUGGGACCACGGGGGUGUGUGCUGCGUGGGACGUCUCAAUGCUGACCUUAGCAUG